AUGGGCCAACAACAACAACAACAACAGCAACAACAACAACUUCCUCUUUCGCCGCCUUCUGAACCGACACUCUCGCCUACAGCCAACCUGGUCUCGCUUGACUCCCCGGUUCGCACUACUCCUAUUCACGAACUUCUCUCGAGCAUCCGUGUUCCCGGUCAACCUUUGCAGCCACACCAGUAUCAUCCGGUCACUUGCGUACCGAUUGAAGAAGACGAUGUGCGCGCGCAGUUCGAGCAAUUACGUCAGGAGUUCCCUUCGCCCGAAGCGGCCUUGAAAGAGCAAGAGCAGGUCGCAAGGGAAAUUAAACAGAAACUGGAAGAGGCUGAGAAGAAGCGCGAAGAGAUUCAGAAAGCCAUGGACAAGAAGAUCAAAGAGCGGAACACGGAGAUGAAGGUCCUUUCGAAAUACCAGAAAGUCAAGGCUUCGGAUAUUCCGUCUUGA
Molecule: messenger RNA, 444 nt
Organism: Aspergillus saccharolyticus JOP 1030-1
Lineage: Eukaryota; Fungi; Ascomycota; Eurotiomycetes; Eurotiales; Aspergillaceae
Exons: 1
Coding region: 1-444 (147 amino acids)
Source: RefSeq, a predicted model, not a curated record